Pseudo-nitzschia multistriata is the source of this 2619-nucleotide messenger RNA. The record is from the annotation of a GenBank genome assembly. Lineage: Eukaryota; Bacillariophyta; Bacillariophyceae; Bacillariales; Bacillariaceae.
CGGUAAAAUCCGCAAUCGUCCAUGCAUGCAUUAUAGUUGAAUCGGAUAGGAUGGCCACCAAACGUAUCUUCGGGUCUUUGUUGAGGCGAAGAUCCGAGCAAUUUUAUCACGGCAGGCACCCUGGAUUCCUUGCACCGCUCCAAAAUCACGGCAGCGCCAAUCCAAGGAAGCGAACGAUUCGCCAUACCUUGUUUGCGGGUGCGCCACGGCAACAGCCGCUACAGCGUGCUGCGUACUCCCACUCCUCUGUUGGCCACCGCGCCGCACCCGGCGAGAGCGAUGGGGAGGGCCUCCCGAGCAUUCCCGAACGACUCGUCUCGAUCCACGACGACAACUGCGAAGAAAUACUCGACCGCAUCCCGCUGGAAGACGUGAGGAAUUUUUGCUUUAUAGCCCACGUGGACCACGGGAAGUCGUCGCUCACCUCGCGGCUCCUGGAGAUCACCGGAAACAUGGGGCGGGAAUCCCAGCGGGUCGCCCUCGAGAGCGCCAGGGCCAACGCCGGCGCCGAUGGGAUUGGAAGCGAAAACGGCAACGGCGAAACCGGAAUUGACGGUGCCCGCGAUCCUUCCAAGGACGACGCGAGAGCCCCUCCCCCGGAGCGCGGGGACGAAAAGGAACAGAUCCAGAUCCUCGACACGCUGGCGGUGGAACGCGAGAGGGGCAUCACGGUCAAGGCCAGCGCGGCCUCCAUGCUCUACCCCCACCCGUCCGCCGUCGGACCCGAUGGCGUGCUGCUCCUCAACUGCGUCGACACCCCCGGGCACUCCGACUUUUCCUCGGAGGUGGCCCGGUCGCUGGCCUUUGUCCAGGGUGCGGUCCUCCUGCUCGACGCCACGCAGGGAAUCCAGGCACAGUCCUGGACGGUCCACGAAACGGCCAAAUCCAUGGCCGAUCCGCCCGAGCUCAUCCUGGCCAUGACCAAGAUCGACCUGGACGCGGCGCGGCCCAUCGACGUCGCCCUGACGGUCUCGGAGUGGCUCUCGGUCGACGAUCCCGAGAGCAUUGUUCCAACGAGCGCGCGGAGCCGCAUCGGCAUCGUGCCGCUCCUGGACGCCAUCUGCCGGAGGGUCCCCCCGCCCGGGCCCCUGCCCGACGACACGGACGGGGACACCGGGGACCACCCGCACCUGAGGGCGCAGGUCGUCGACUCCUGGUACGACGCGCGCGGUGUCAACUGCCUCGUGCGGGUGAUCUCCGGCUCGAUCCGGGAGGGGGACCGGAUCGCCAUCGCCGGCGGCACCGGGGCGGAGGCGCCGCAGUCGCCCUCUUCCACGCAGUCGUUUUCGGUCCAGGAGGUCGGGAUCGUCUUGCCCGCGAAUCGACGGACGGGAAAGCUGCGCAGGGGACAGAUGGGGUACGUGCGCUUUGGCCUCCGGGACCCGAGGCAGGCCGAUCCCGGCACGGUCCUCGUCUUUCAGAAGGACGUCGGCAAGGACAUUUGCAUCCCGGCCCUCAACCAGAGCGCCGGCGACGGGAACAACGCCUCGGCCUCGAACUCGAACUCGGUGCUGUACGCGUCCGUCCACCCCCAAGAAGAAGACGGCUUCCAGGAGCUGUGCGACGCGGUCGAUCGGCUCGCCCUCAACGACAAGGGCCUGGACGUCAAGCGGACGGCAGACGCCGGAUCCAGCGGCUCGGAGAGUGGUGGCCCCUUCCUGGGGCCCGGUUUGCGCGUCGGAUUCCAGGGCCUGCUUCACGUCGAGGUCUUUCGACAGCGCCUGUCGGACGAAUUCGGCAUCGAGGCGGUGGUCACGCCUCCCAAGGUGCCGUACCACGUCACCCUGCUGCCGAGCAAAUCGAACAACCUGGUUGAGCCAAUCACAACGGUGGUCGAGGAUCUCGAGGACUGGCCUUCCUACGGAACAAAGUUCAGGGUGGAAGAACCAAUGGUCCAGGUGCGCAUCAUGGCACCCGUGGAAUACACGGGAGCCGUCAUGGAGCUGAUCACAAACAAGAGAGGAACGGAUCUCACGACCAAAACCAUCGACAAGAACAGCUGGAUGUUCGAGGCCCAGAUGCCUUGGGCGGAGGUGGUCGUCAACUUCCACGACAUGCUGAAGACGGCCACCGCCGGAUACGGCAGCCUGGACACCUCCGAGGCGGACCCACCCCUGCGGGAAGCCCGUCUCUCGAAGGUCGAUGUCUUUCUCAACGGCGAGCCAGUCGGCCCUCUGUCCUUUGUGUCCCACACGCCAAACGCGCAAGCAGACGCUCGGGUCGUCUGCAAGAAGUUGCAGGAGGUUCUUCCCCGCCAGCAAUUUGUUACCGUCAUACAGGCCAAGGCCGACGGCAAGAUCGUCGCGAGCGAACGGAUCCGGGCCUACCGAAAAGACGUCCUCAACAAGUCCGGGAAAAUGGUGGGUGGAGGGGACAUAUCGAGGAAGAAAAAGCUCCUAGAGAAGCAGAAACAAGGAAAGAAGCGUUCCCAGCAAAGCGGCAAGGUGACCCUGAGCCAGGCCGCUUUCAAUAGCGUAAUAUCAAGGUGAAGAUCACGUGCAGAGGACCAGAGGUGAACGAAGCGUUCCCACAAUCUCAACAACAAACCUCAACAGGGGUUGCCACAACCGAAUAAAUUGCAAAGAGACUCGUUCUAUUCAAUCAAUAGCUAAUAGAAGU